Molecule: messenger RNA, 1254 nt
Organism: Drosophila hydei
Lineage: Eukaryota; Metazoa; Arthropoda; Insecta; Diptera; Drosophilidae
Product: mitochondrial 2-oxodicarboxylate carrier
Exons: 3
Coding region: 207-1139 (310 amino acids)
Source: RefSeq, a predicted model, not a curated record
UGUCGAGGCGCGCGGCGGCUACUUUGGAAACCGUUCGGUCCACUGCUUGCUCUUGCUCUCUUUCUCUCUCUCUCUCUAUCUCUCUCUUAUUGUAUCUUCAUUGCAAAAUUGGUUUUGUUUUUGUUUUUUGGGUUUUGUUUUCGUCACAGAACUUGUUGUGCUGUAUCGGAGCGAACGUCUAGCAACAAAUUGAAAAGAGCAACGAGAUGAGCAGUCAAAGUGAUCAUAUACCCACUAUAUCGCCGGGUCGCAAAGCCGCCUUUCAGGUGAUGUCGGGCGGCUCGGCUGGAUUCCUGGAAGUGUGCAUAAUGCAGCCGCUCGAUGUGGUCAAGACACGCAUGCAGAUUCAAGCGCGUCCUGCUGCCAUCACCGCCAUCCCCGCAGCCGAGGUGCACUACUCUGGCGUGUUUGACUGCUUCGCGAAGAUGUAUCGGCAGGAGGGCAUCGCGUCGUAUUGGAAGGGUCUGAUGCCGCCAAUACUGGCUGAGACGCCCAAGAGGGCCAUCAAGUUUCUGGUAUUCGAACAGACAAAGACGUUCUUCCAGUUUGGCUCGCCGACACCGACGCCGCUGACGUUCGCACUGGCGGGCUUAACGGCUGGCACGCUGGAGGCCAUAGCUGUCAACCCGUUCGAGGUGGUCAAAGUGUCGCAGCAGGCGAAUCGCCAGAAGAAGCUGAUCGGCACCUUCGAUGUGGCACGCGACAUUGUCCGCAACGAUGGCAUCGGACUGCGCGGCCUCAACAAAGGCCUGACCGCCACAAUGGGCCGCAAUGGCAUCUUCAACAUGGUCUACUUCGGCUUCUAUCACAGUGUCAAGAACCUGGUGCCGGAGAGCAAGGACAACACUUGGGAGUUCAUACGCAAGGUGACCAUCGGCUUUAUGGCCGGCACCCUCGCCUGCUUCGUCAACAUACCCUUCGACGUGGCCAAGUCACGCAUCCAGGGACCCCAGCCGAUGCCCAACCAGAUCAAAUACAGCGGCACGCUCCAAUCCAUUCGUACCGUCUACAGGGAGGAGGGCUUCCGUGCCCUCUACAAGGGCCUGGUGCCCAAGAUCAUGCGCCUGGGACCUGGCGGCGCCAUCAUGCUCCUCGUCUUUGACUACACAUACGAAUACCUUUUGUUGAACCAUUCAUAGUCCUCUCCUAACAAACAUAGCUAUAAGAAACUGUUGGAUUUUUUUUUUAGACUUGCUUGAAAAUAUCUAGUAAUACCAGAACUGGCGAACAGAUGUAAAUACAUAAUUAAACACU